GACCACAAAUUUUGUUUUACUUUAACAAUACUUCCCAACUCCUUUUAGCCACUUGCUUGUUGCACUGAACCAGAGCACUACAAUUUGAGAACAAACAACAACAACAAUGGCAAUAAUAAUAACAUCACUCAUUUAGCCCUUGCUGUGCACCAGGCCCUGCUGGAAGCAUUUCACAUGGACACUGAAUUUACAAAUUUAGCAAACUAAGGAAAGCCAGUGUGCAUUAAAAGAAAUCAUCUUUGUUUAUUUAAAAAAGAAAUUACAUGUAGCCUUGAUUAUGAGCGUUUUUCUUUUAAUCCUCGCAUCCACCCUAUGAGCUUGCUAAAGGACCUCAGAUGCUCUAUAUUAAUAUUAAUAUAUCAACUCCCAUGCCUAUAAAUCCUCCCUGAAUCCAUUGUACAGAUUAAGAAACUCAGUAAUCUUUCCUCGGGUAUCAUAGUUUACAAAAUAAAAUAAGCAAUGUACUGAAUGUAAAUGUAUUAAUAAGAUUUCAGGAACAAUGGCCCAUACUGAAUAAAACCAGAAAAUUGGCUGGUGAAAUAUGUAAUAAAUAUUCAACACUCUAAAUCAUGAAUGCACAAGACACUAGUUCUUCCUAUAAUAAUACGUUAAAAUAUCAUUUUGGGGUUUUUUGUUUUGGCAAUAUCCCUGGUAUUCUGAAUCUACACUUUAUGUAAGCAAUGAGACUAUGAAUACUAUAUUUACAUAUGAGGGGGCCUGGAACUUACAUAUUUCCAUACACAUCAGCUCAACAUACUGCUACCAUUUGUGACUGCUCUUUCUCUUUUUGUAAGAAGGUGAAUGAGUAAAUAAUAGUAAUAAAAAAGCAAACAUGCUUAAGUUAAAGGCUUUGCUUGUCAUUUUGAUAGUUUACUACAGUACUGGUGUAUGAAAGGAAAUCAAAUUAUUUAACCAACGAUAUUUUUAUUCAUACACAACUAUUAUUUCUAGUAAGCAGUCCCACAAACUGUUUCCACAAUAUGAAAGAGAAUAUAAUGAAACAGCAAUGAAACAAACUUCUUUAUCACUGCUUUUGAUAAACCCCAGAAGUACAUCAAUGUGAUCAACUUUCAGUUAUAAAUGAUUAAUUGUAUCUACAACAUUAAAAAUAUCUGAUAGACUGUGUCAUUUCAUGACAGGACUAGUAUGGGACUUAGUUUUUCCCAAUUCUGUUCUAUUAUUCAUUUUUUUAAAUCAGCUCUUUAACCCUGCAAAGAUGCAAACUGGUGAUAUAAUGAAUUUGUCACUGUUUUAAGUAAAUAAAAAAGGACAAUCUCUGCCGAUCAUUCCAGAUAUGUGUUUUACCUCAAUCAUUGUUUAUGCCUGGUAAGUCAUGAGAGCAAAGCCCAUUCAGAUAAAAAGAUGUUUGAAGUCAUUUGUACAUAGGGAAAUUGUUUAUUGCAGUGAAAUCCCAAAAGGCUUUGCAAAAUUUCAGUUGGUCAGGUGAGCCAAGAACUUUCUAGAAGUUCCAAUGAGCUUUCUGGCCCUGUGGGAGUCCUUAGGUUAAGAGUUGCGCAUAAAUUCCCUAAGGAAAUUGAAAUGAGUAAUUUCUUUAUUUCACUAGGCGCCCCAGAAAGGCCGUUCCGCCCCGCGAGGAAAACGGAGCCGUUGGCCAUGGUUGCAACGGGCAGUCUGAGCAGUAAGAACCCGGCCAGCACCCCGGAGCGGCCGGACCGCGGCGGCCACCCCGGGAGCCUGCUGAGCGAUUUUGACUACUGGGAUUAUGUUGUUCCGGAACCCAACCUUAACGAGGUAAUAUUUGAGGAGACAACUUGCCAGAAUUUGGUUAAAAUGCUGGAGAACUGUCUGUCCAAAUCCAAGCAAACGAAACUUGGCUGCUCCAAGGUCCUUGUCCCCGACAAACUGACCCGGAGAAUUGCUCAAGACGUCCUGCGGCUCUCCUCCACGGAGCCCUGCGGCCUGCGAGGCUGUGUGAUGCACGUGAACUUGGAAAUUGAAAAUGUGUGUAAAAAGCUGGAUAGGAUUGUGUGUGACUCUAGCGUGGUGCCUACUUUUGAGCUGACCCUCGUGUUCAAGCAGGAGAACUGCUCGUGGACUAGCUUCAGGGACUUUCUCUUUAGUAGAGGUCGCUUCUCGUCCGGCCUCAGGCGCACUCUGAUUCUGAGCUCGGGAUUUCGACUUGUUAAGAAAAAACUUUACUCACUAAUUGGAACAACAGUCAUUGAAGAGUGCUAAAAACAACAAAUUUAAAAAGAUUCUUCCAUGAUUGUGUAAUAAAGCAAUGCAGCUAGUCAAUUAAACUCAUCUGUAGCUUUCCCCACGUGCCCUCAAUAAGAAACCCCAAAUGUGGCCCAUCUCUGCGUUUUACAUUCAUAGCAACUACAGCUGAAGGGCUGACUUUGUGGCUUUUGGAGAAAUGACCCAGGAGAGUGUACAUUUUCUGCAUAUAUCACAAUUUUUUACAGAAUGGAUUGGAAUAAGGAAGGAAAAUAAGCCAUCCAUUUUCAUUUUAUAUUUGACUCCUCAUCUUUGUCCAGAUGAUCUUGCUAAAUAGACUGUACAAAUCAUAUUUGCCUACUCUGAUUUUCAUAUGGCUUUUUCUCCUGUAAGUUCUCAAAGUGAUCCUUCCAAUCACAGACCCUUACUAAAUGAUGCUUAGCUCAAAAAAUAUAACUUCCAGAAGCCCACACUACCAAUUUCCUACUCAAAUUUGAAGUGUUCUUAGACAGGAGGGUAGAAGUAAGUGGGUGAGUUUAAUUAAAACUUAACUGUAGGUAAGAGUGAAUGAGAAAUGUCACAGUGGCAAAAGAACUACUUCACUGUCUCUUGCUUUCCUCCAUGUUUUAAAGUGAGGACAAAAGCUUGAGCUGCUCUUGUAGCUACCAUGGUAUUGUUUUAGAUAACUUUAUGGUGCAAUAUCAGCCCAGUUUUCCUAGUUCUCAAGUAUUGAAUGUUAUCUUUAAACUAGAAAAAUGGAAAAUGUUGAACUAAUUUUUUUGCGUGUAGUUGAUGACUCUCCCAUUGAGUGAAUGAGGAACGCCUGUGAGGGUGGAAAAUGAGGUCACAGGUCCAGUCCCUUUCUGAUUCACUUGGCAAUCUAGCUUCUUUUCAAUGUUGCAUGUACUCAAUCUCAGAUGAACCAUCUCUCACCAUGUCAGUGUUAUCGCUGGCCUUUUCUGGGUAUUUAGGUAUCUCAUCUUAACCCCGGUCUUCAAUGCAAUAGCUGCAUGCUACCACAUUAAAUUACAGAUAUGGGUAUAUUUACAAAUCUGUUUUGACUAUGGAGAUGUGGUUUAUAACACAGACUAGAGAAUGGAAAUCGUGCUCCAGAAAACUGUGCACACACGCAGCUUUCUUCCACCUUGGAUUCCUGUCUCGUGGGAAUAACGAAGGCCUGUGUUUUGUCUUAUUCCAACCAACUAACCAUCAUUAUUUGUUAUUUUCUUUUAUGUUAAUAAGAGAAUUCAGCCUCCAUAGCAGUGUUCAAUCCAGCCAGUCCUACACGUCCUUGCUGUGGGUCACAGAUGAGGAGCUUAUUCAGGUUUUCUGCCCAAGCCAUUAGCUCCGCGUCACACACCAGAGACCCGGGUUAUAGGGACAGUUGUGUUCAUCCUGGUGUUACUCAAAGACAGGUGUGAUCCUGUUACUGAUACUACAAGUGACCUAAAAUGUCACUGUUCAAAUUAGCAAGUGUUCUAACAGAGUAAAUUCUUCAGAUGCUUGGAAAGAUACCAUAAAGCCAGUCUUCACAGAACUGGGCCAGGGUCAAUCAAUGUUGUUUGCAUGUCUAUCGUUCAGGGCUCUAAGGUCCCUGUGUUUCUGCCACUGUUUCAGAGUCGUGACCACUGACUGGGCAAGGCUUCUCAGCAUGGUUGUGGAGCUCUUGUCCUUUCCCCACUAACAGUUGCCUUUGGCUCUCUUGCCUGUUGUGCUUACAAAAUGGUGAUGGCUUAUAGAGGCUCUUAAAUUAAUAUUCCUGUUUAAGGAAAUUAAAGUUUGUCUAUUUUUGACAAUAAAGAAUCAUAUGUUUUUAA
Messenger RNA from Microcebus murinus (gray mouse lemur), 3995 nucleotides. The record is from RefSeq and is a predicted model, not a curated record. Lineage: Eukaryota; Metazoa; Chordata; Mammalia; Primates; Cheirogaleidae.